This is a messenger RNA of Entrophospora candida, 1316 nucleotides long. Lineage: Eukaryota; Fungi; Glomeromycota; Glomeromycetes; Entrophosporales; Entrophosporaceae. The record is from the annotation of a GenBank genome assembly.
AUGUUUUCUACUCAUUUGAUUGAAGUACUAAUUUCUAAAAAGAAAAUGCUAAGAGAACAUAUCAAAUACUGUUGCGUAAGUAUCCAACAUCCAUGUUCACCAUCCCCUGAGUUAGAUAAUGCUGCCAAGCAUCUGAAGAUAUUUGAUUCAAGGAGUGCCAAUAUUGAUAUUCUUAAAGGAAUAGUACCUAGCACCUAUGCUGAUUCAGUCUUUGAGACAUUCAGAAAUUUAUUUUAUGAUGACACCAUCACACUUUCUGAUAAUGAAAGGAAAUAUGUAAAGCUCAUUCGAGAACUCUCAGUUCAACUAUCACAUCUUGAAAUUAUAGAGGAAAAUCAAGAAAAACUCUUUAAGAAGUUUUUGAACUAUAUCUUUACAGAUUUGAAUCCAGCAUUGACAAUAGAAAAUUACAAGGAUAGUGCAUAUAAUACUGAUGGAACAGUUAUCAAGAGAGUUUCUGGUACUGAGUUUGUUAUUCUCAAUCUGGAAGUGAAAACAGAUUGGGGAACCCAACAAUGUUCAUACUUACAGAAUGCAGCUUAUUAUGCUAAGUUUAUGAAAACUUAUUGGAAUGCAAAUGGACAGUAUACUGAAAAGACAUCAUAUCCUUGUUUUCUACUUACUUUGGAUGGUCAACAACUUACAAUCAGUGGUGCUAUUAUGAGCAAUGUUAUCUGUAUAGACAAACUUACUCCAACUAUCCCUCUUGACAUGGCAUUUUAUGAUAGUCACACAGCCAUUGUAGCAGCACGUGCAAUUUCAGCUCUUAUUACCUGCCUGCAAAAUCUUCAAAAUCACUACAUUGCUCUUUCCAAUAAUCAACCCAUUCCCAAACCAUUUUCCAAUGGACCUUUUCCCCGUUUUCUAACUCAAAUUGAAAAAAUGAAAAUUUUUAACUAUGUAGAAAGACUAGGAAAUAAAAAUCUUUGGCUUGCUGAAGUAGAAAUAGAUGGAUCUAAGCAACAUGUUGUUGUCAAAUUCGCUUGUCGAUACUGUAGAGAAGUUCAUGAUGCAUGUCAUAAUAAUGGGAUUGCUCCCAAGAUUUUAUACUGUGUAGAACUUGAUAGUGAUUGGAGUUUGAUAAUUAUGGAAUACUUGCAAGAUUAUUUGUCUCUUGAUGAUCUCUCAGAUAACAAGCAUAUAAACAUGCAUAGUAAUAUUUUGAAAGCAGUAGACAUACUUCAUAAACUUCAUUUUGUCCAUGGAGAUCUCCGUGGACCAAAUAUUCUUGUUGGACCAAAUGAUGAUGUAAAAUUUAUCGAUUUUGACUGGUCUGGAAAGGUUGGAGAAGCUGAAUAUCCAGAAAGUUUAAAUCA